Molecule: messenger RNA, 1749 nt
Organism: Penicillium verhagenii
Lineage: Eukaryota; Fungi; Ascomycota; Eurotiomycetes; Eurotiales; Aspergillaceae
Exons: 3
Coding region: 1-1749 (582 amino acids)
Source: RefSeq, a predicted model, not a curated record
AUGGCGUCUGCCAAGCAACCUGAACUGGCGUCCGCCAUGAAGCCCGCUGUCGCUGGUAUCUGUUAUGACUCUCCAGAUUGGGAACAGUUGCCCGCCACCCCGAUUCUUAGCAUCCUGCAAUUGAAAUUUGUUUCAGAGGUCAAUUUGGAGGAUAUCUCACAGACAGUCUCAGUUCUUUGGCGAAAGUCUGUCGAAUUUGUGUCGACUAUUCCUGGCUUCCAAGAACUAUACUGGGCGCCCGUCGACCAAAGUGCAGCCACGAUCAUGGUUUUGAUCCAAUGGGACAGUGGGAAGGCUUGGAGUCGGUUCCAGUGUUCCUUGGGCUUUACCAUGCUUCUGGGAUACCUGGAAAACGUUACGAACCGCUGUAUGCAGCUUACUCUUCCUGAUUUUCUCUCUACUGGCUUUUGCUUAGAGUUAUUUUCCUACAACUUCCCGGUCUCGCAAAACGCACCCGAGGAACGUCAAUCCGACUUCAAAGCACGUUGGAAUUCAUUGUUCGAUGUACACUCAAUGCAUAACAUGAUAUUCGCCUAUGGAGGGUGGAUAGAAGACGAUUAUCGAAGUUAUAAAAAGGGAAUUUGUAUUCCAGCCCUUCUUGUAGAAGGCUUUAAGGUCGAGAACCAUUAUUUUGGUGGCUUCGUGUUCAAGAAAACUAAUACUCUCCUACAAAUUUCCCAUGAAAUCAUCGAUCAACUUGCAGUUCUAGCAAGUGAGGCGACUUAUAUGGCCACUUGCAAGACUAAACAAAUGCGCUAUGAAGGAAGGGAUCUUGCGACCAAAAAGCCAUCGCCUAGCCUUCCUUCCAACCAAUCCACUUGGAGAUACCCGCUUUUGGGUACGCCAGUGAAUCGGCAAUGCGACCUGGAGGAUUCUGAUCGUCUCGACCCUGAAGAUCGAGUACAUAUACAAUCAAUCGAAGAGUCGUUUGUUCGCGGGAAUAAACGCCUUGUGCAUAGUCCAGCCGGUACUUGGACACAGAUGGGGUCUUUAAACCAGUACGAAGUGGAUAAUCAUGUGCCCAUACGUACUCGUGAAUCGAAAGCCGUACUGGAAGUGAUCUCUUUCCGGCUUUUGCACCCCAGUUCCUCUUUCGACAAUUUGUUCGCUGGAUUUCGAGUUGCCGUUUGGAAACUACGAGACAACCCUGGCCUCUGGCGAGCCUCCGAUAACGAUGAUCCCUCCCAAAUUUUCCUACUAGCAAAUCUCGGCGAUAUAAAGUCCGCAUCGUGGGGGGAUAAGGAACGUUUUCAUCGCCUUAUUCACGAUUUUGAAUUUGCAUGCAGAGGUACAAUUGAAGAUCUAUCAUAUAUGCAAAUUCCCGGUCCAGAUAUAUCAGGAUCAGGAACAGGUAUAGGUCCCCAUAUUCUUGAGUUUACGAUUUUUCACAUCGCAAAUUAUGACCUUCGUGCAUUCGAAUACGCGUAUCAGAACUUGAUUAAAACAACGCGCGUCCAGAGGCUAUACGGGGGUACGUUCAAUUACGUCCAGUUUAACGCAGUGAGCGACGUGGGUAGAGAUUAUGACGCAGAUUUGCAAACAACCAAAUUCACCACUGUUUGGAGGUGGCAGAGUGGCUCGGGUGGACAAAAGCAGUGGUACGACGAGUUCGCCAGCCGCUCUCAAAGUGAGUAUGAAAGGCUAGGGCAUAUCAUUGACUGGCUUCGUACUGUCUUCAAGAGUGCCCAUAAUGUUCUUCUGAAUAUUGAGCCCAGCGAUUCAGCCCUUCCAGAUGUCGGUCAGGGAUGA